AUGGCGUCUAAUAACAAAAUCGUGGUUAUUGGGGGUGGAGUCAUCGGGCUGACGACGGCAUAUCUGCUCUCCAAGGAGAAGUCGAACGAGAUCACUGUUGCAGCUAAACAUAUGCCUGGCGACUAUGAUAUCGAAUAUUGCUCAAUGUGGGCUGGCGCCAAUUUCCUCCCUACAGGCGCAGAGGGUUCCGCGCAUGCUCGAUGGGAGACAAACACUUGGCCUGUCCUUGAGGACUUAGCACUGAACCAUCCAGAGGCUGGCAUUCAUUUCCAAAAGUCUGUUGUAAUAAAUCGAAAGAAGGACGCAGAAUCUUCAACGGGCUUAUGGUUCAAAGAACUGCUUCGUCCGGACCCUUGGUACAAAGACAUUGUUCCUGAUUUCACGCUGACUCCUGACCGCGAUCUUCCAGCUGGAGUGGACAACGAAGCCGCCUUCACUUCAGUCUGCAUGAAUACCCCCGUCUAUCUGGCAUGGCUUGUAUCCAAAUGCCGCAAGAAUGGCGUCAUAUUCAAGCGUGCUACAUUCAAUCAUAUCUUGGACGCCGCAAACGUACAUGCUUCCGGCCAAAAACCAGAUCUUAUCGUCAACUGUACCGGCCUAGGAUCAUUAAAGCUAGGCGGAGUUGAAGAUACUAAGAUGUAUCCUGCUCGUGGCCAGGUCGUCGUCGUGCGGAAUGAUCCCGGCGCCAUGUACUCGUUAUCAGGCUGUGAUGAUGGCGAUGAUGAAGCUUGCUAUAUAAUGAUGAGAGCCGCCGGAGGUGGAACUAUCCUAGGCGGUUCCUACCAGGUGAAUAACUGGGAGAGCCAGCCGGAGCCUAGCCUGGCAGUCCGCAUCAUGAAACGGUGUAUCGCCGUAUGUCCCCAACUUGUUGGCAAGGAUGAAAACGGCAAACGGAGAGGCAUUGAAGGUCUUGAUAUCAUUCGUCAUGGUGUUGGCUUACGACCUCUCAGAGAAGGAGGCACUAGAGUCGAAAAGGACGAGAUCGGUGGCAUUGCAGUGGUGCAUAACUAUGGCCAUGGCGGGUUUGGAUAUCAGACUUCGUUUGGAUGUUGUGCUGAAGUUGCUGCUUUGGUGAAGGAGGCUCUUGCAGAAAGGAAGACAAAAGCUCGACUUUAG
Molecule: messenger RNA, 1116 nt
Organism: Microsporum canis CBS 113480
Lineage: Eukaryota; Fungi; Ascomycota; Eurotiomycetes; Onygenales; Arthrodermataceae
Product: D-amino-acid oxidase
Exons: 6
Coding region: 1-1116 (371 amino acids)
Molecular function (GO): D-amino-acid oxidase activity; FAD binding
Source: RefSeq, a predicted model, not a curated record